Molecule: messenger RNA, 1212 nt
Organism: Metopolophium dirhodum (rose-grain aphid)
Lineage: Eukaryota; Metazoa; Arthropoda; Insecta; Hemiptera; Aphididae
Exons: 4
Coding region: 1-1212 (403 amino acids)
Molecular function (GO): nucleic acid binding
Source: RefSeq, a predicted model, not a curated record
AUGGAUGUCAUAGAUGUUUCUCCUGCCAAAAAAAACCCAAGAGAAAAAUUAAUCGGCACUGGUCAAAAGCAAAUCAUUAUCAAUGUAUACAAAGAUAAAGUCACCCAACAGCUCGAAAAUCCAGAGAUGCCCAAAUUGUCCUACAGAGAAAUGAUCAUUGAAGUUUCAAAAACCACCGGUAUUGGGCAACGUACGGUACAAACCACAUUAGCAGAGUAUAAAAAAGAAGGUACAGUAUCAUCGCCCAACAAAAAAAGAGAUAAAAUGACAAUACUUGAUAAAGUUGACGAGUUUGAUAAAAAUGCCAUAAGGCAAAAAAUUCAUAGUUUUUGGAGGAAACAUGAGGUGCCAACAGUAAACAAAAUGUUAAUUGCCAUUAAUGAAGACGAAACAUUACCAAACCUGAAACAAAGAGAAGAUCUAAUAUCUUGGCGGCGAGGUUAUUUGUAUAAAAUAAGAAGUUAUCGAGCACAGAACCGGCCAAUAUAUUAUUUGGACGAGACUUGGGUCAAUGCAGGUGAGACGCAUAGCAAAGCGUGGGUUGAUACCACGGUCACAUCAUCAAGGGAUGCAUUUCUCAGAGGCCUCACCACAUCACAAAAGGAACCAUCCGGCAAAGGUAAACGACUUAUUGUAUUACAUAUCGGGUCGUCAGACGGUUUUGUCCCGGGGGGCCUUUUGUGUUUUGAAUCCAAAACCAACUCGACGGACUACCAUGAUGAAAUGAAUGGCGAUACAUUUUAUGAAUGGUUUGUUAAAACUCUGCCAUUACUAAAAAAAAAUGCCAUCAUUGUAAUGGAUAAUGCUUCGUACUAUUCCGUGAAGAAACACAAAAUUCCAGUGAGGUCGUGGAAAAAACAAGCAAUUAUUGACUGGCUUGAAAAUAAAGGCGAGAUCGUUGAACAUUCUACUGUGAAAAACGAUUUGAUGGAAAGAGUCAACAAAAUAAAAAAAAAGUACGACCAAUACGUAAUUGAUGAGUACGCAAAAAACGACAACAAAAUUAUAUUGCGAUUACCUCCAUACCACUGCGAGCUUAAUCCAAUCGAGCUCGCGUGGUCGUCUGUGAAGAAACAUAUCAAAAAUGUGAAAGACAAGUUUUGGGACUUGGAACAUAUAACGGACGAAUUAAUGGACGAACUACCCGAAGAUGGAGAACGGCAUGUUUUGACGAUAGGACCAGAUGAUACAAGUUCUUCUGAUUCUGACUGA